Messenger RNA from Quercus robur (English oak), 908 nucleotides. Its product is annotated as nascent polypeptide-associated complex subunit alpha-like protein 1. Gene Ontology annotation, biological process: protein targeting to membrane. Lineage: Eukaryota; Viridiplantae; Streptophyta; Magnoliopsida; Fagales; Fagaceae. Gene Ontology annotation, cellular component: nascent polypeptide-associated complex; cytoplasm. The record is from RefSeq and is a predicted model, not a curated record. The transcript has 4 exons. The coding region runs from base 108 to 716 and encodes 202 amino acids.
AUCGACACGACUAUAAAAUCCCCCAUUAUCGAUUGCCUCUUUCUUUGGACAACCAAUUUUGGGGUUUUAGGGUUUUUGCGAACACUCUCUCUUCAAAACCACCAGCCAUGACUGCCCAAACCCAGGAAGAGCUUCUCGCUGCCCAUCUCGAACAGCAAGCCAUCGAUCCUGAUGAGCCUGUGCUUGAGGACGAAGAUGAUGAUGAUGAGGAUGAUGAUGAUGAUGACAAGGAUGAUGAUGAAGUUGAGGGACAACAUGAUGGAGAUGCAAGUGGUAGGUCGAAGCAAAGCAGAAGUGAAAAGAAAAGUCGCAAAGCAAUGUUGAAGCUUGGCAUGAAACCUAUCCCGGGUGUUAGCCGAGUCACUGUCAAAAAGAGCAAGAAUAUAUUGUUUGUCAUCUCAAAACCCGAUGUUUUCAAGAGUCCAACUUCAGACACGUAUGUAAUCUUUGGGGAGGCAAAGAUCGAGGAUUUGAGCUCUCAACUACAGACUCAGGCUGCAGAGCAGUUUAAGGCUCCUGAUCUCAGCAAUGUGAUUUCCAAACCUGAGACUUCGGCUGUGGCUCAAGAUGAUGAAGAAGUAGAUGAGACUGGAGUGGAACCCAAGGACAUAGAGUUGGUGAUGACACAGGCAGGAGUCACUAGGUCAAAGGCUGUGAAGGCAUUGAAGGCUGCAGAUGGAGACAUAGUUACUGCCAUCAUGGAUCUUACCAACUGAGAAGCUAUUUACAUGUUUUUUUUUAAUGUGAUGUUUUAGCAGUUAUGUGGUUUCUAGAGCAUGUGAGCUUUAUGGUGGUGGAUCUUUCAUCAAUUUUACUAAAAUUUCUCUUUUCUCUUUAUCCUUUUGUUGUACUAGUAACGAAACUGAGAAAUGCAUCCUUGAGUGAUAAAUUUGUGCUCUUUUACCCUA